AUGCGAAGAGAUCGCGCCGCGUACCGAAAUAUCCGCUUCCACGACGCCUCAACAGGCGCAAGUAUCGGAAGUUUUUACCAGAAUAGCUCCAUCACGGAAGAAAACCUCAUCUGGAUCCUGAACGAUGUUCUCUUACUUGAUCCAUUCGAGUUACUGAUGAGCCCUGGGUUGCUCGACUCUGUAGCCACUCUGUCUCUUCGGGAGAUGGAUUCCGAGAUGGGGCUCGUGCCAGAGAUGGGAAAUGUGUUGUAUCCGCACAGAAUUGAUCACUCAUGGCAGGACAUCUGCACACUCGCUUUGACCAGUAUCUAUUCUCUAUACACCCAGAUGAUGGUUACAAGAUUGUUGAAUUUGGGCCUGGUAGCUGUGGGAUUGACGGAAGAAUAUUGGAUCCUAUUUUGCCGCGACUCAAACACUGAUGGUCAUGUCUCGGAUGAGCUGCUGCGAUGGCACUUCCGACAAUCUGUGCUUGCCAAUAUGCAUGGUGCAGGAGAGCCUAUCUUUGAGUCUGACUUUCCCUCUGGUCAGAUAUGA
Molecule: messenger RNA, 534 nt
Organism: Blastomyces gilchristii SLH14081
Lineage: Eukaryota; Fungi; Ascomycota; Eurotiomycetes; Onygenales; Ajellomycetaceae
Exons: 4
Coding region: 1-534 (177 amino acids)
Source: RefSeq, a predicted model, not a curated record